AUGGAGGGACUUCUUCCAACACCUCCUCCUUCGCCCCUCACAGCACCGCAACAACUCACUUCCUGCGAUGAGGCGCGCGUUGCCGAGGAGAGGCUACUCGCUGCAAAGCGGGACGGUAACCUCAAGGCCGUCAUGGCCGAAUUCACUGCAGUCAAACGACAAGGCUAUGUUCUUUCAGAGCAGGCAUACAACAUUGUUCUUGAGGCGCACGCGUGUUUGCGUCGUGAAGGAUCGCCGCUGACACAAAUGCUUCAAGUGUACGAGGAUAUGGCCAAGGCCAACACAGUGCGCGCAACCGGCAACACAUUCUCACUCCUCAUCCGUGCGCUAUGCAAACGCGAUAUCGAAGUGCAAAAGACCGUCGCCAUGCUGCGUCGACAAUCCGAUCGUGCCGGCAAUGACAAGCAACACCACAACGACAUUGCUGCUUUGCAGUUGGAAGGCAAUGCCGACAAGGCGUUGGCCCUGUUCAACACUGCGCUCAAAGAAAACUGUGUGGAGGAGCUCCAGGUGGACGUAUUCAACCAGCUGCUGCGAGUGUUUUCACACCACGGUGACAAGGAGAGCGCACUGCGGGUCUACAACCACAUGACCGACAGUAUGCCCAAGACCAGCGUCACUUUUGCAGCCCUUGUGAAUUUGUUUGGCCGUGCUGGCGAUAUCGACGCUGCGCGGGACUACUUUGCCGAGUUCAAAGUGUCGAAUGCACCUUGCUGCCACGUGUACAGCGCCAUGGUCGAUGCUUACCUCAAGUGCGGCCUCAUUGACGAUGCGUUGCGCGUAGUGCGUCACGACAUGCCUGCCGACGACGUCAAGGUCACCACCAUUCCUUACAACGCCAUCAUUCGUCACUAUUGCGCUCGCGGCGAAAUGGAUCUUGCCAAGCAGCUGUUGGCUACCAUGACGGUGCAUCCAGACUCAAGCAGCUAUGGCCCCAUCCUGUCUGCCUAUUGCCAGAAGAAGGACGCAUUUGCCAAGGCCACGGAGAUCUACAAUGCCUUGAUCAAGACCGAUCUGAGCAAGGCGUACGGUAACCUGGCCAACUAUGCACUGUUGUGUUUGAAGAACGACCGAUCCGACAAGGCGCUGGAAGUCAUUGAGGAUAUGCGCAUGGCUGGUUUGGAACCCGACGCCGUCCUUUCGGAGCGUGUGGUGACGUACUUUGUGCACAAGAACCAAGUCCCCGAAGCCAUUGGUGCUCUCCAAACCGUCUUGGAAGCCAUGUCGUCGCGCUCGUUGCAAAAGGCUUCCUCCCGCUUGAUUCAUGCCGCUACUCAAACCGUCGACUGUGUCGUCAAGACUUGCCACGGUCGUUUCGCUCCUAUUUUUGCAGUGGUGCGCGCCAUUUCCGCCUCCUUGUCUUCCAUUCCCGUGUGCCUGGCUCGCCCGCUCACUGAAAGCUACCGCGCCAACCCCGCUGAGCGUGCCUGCGUAUCCAGCCCGCGCGAUUUCCACAUUCUGUACGAAGCUGCCCUUGCCUUGGCUCACGACGAGCUACCAUUUGCUGAAUUCGUUCUGGACUUGGUGAGUACGAUGCGGAUCUCGGAUAAUGGCUUGGUGCUCUCCCAGGAUAUUGUGCUGCGUGUUUUAUCGCGCUUGCAGUUGGCUGGCGAUUGGGAAGCUGCUGCAGAGUGGAAGGCCGCUUUCGAUCCUCAUUCAUUGUCGAUGGCCCUUUCUCCUCAAGACGAAGCCAAGGUAGCUUCUUCUUCUUCUUCAAAUGCUUCUGCCGCUGAUGCGUUGUCUAAGGAUGUGAUGCGUGCUGUGGUGCGUGGUGAAAUUGGCGAUGCAGUGUCGAUUUUGCGCGAGCAAGUUGUCUUGGCCGGUCAGGUCCCUUCGCCAGAACCGAUCCGUGACGCCAUUGCCCUGGCUGGCAAACAAGGCCAUUUGGAACAUGCCCAGCAAAUGUACACAUUGAGUGUCCAGGCCUUCCAGGAACAUCUCGAGUCGCAACGUGCGCAGCGCGCCGUGUACAUGGCUACCAACAGCAUUCUGAUCGGCUAUGCACAACAAGGCAACAUGGUGCAGGCUAAGCAGUACUAUGACCAGAUCAAGAAAAUGGGCCAGUAUCCCGACGGUAAUGCCUAUGCCAGUCUUUUGCUUGGCACUGCCCAAAGCGCAGCCACUACCGACGAGGCCACAGAUGCAUUGAUCAUCUACGACGAAGCCAAGCGCCACCAUGUCAAGCCCACUACGUUCUUUUACAACGUGGUCAUUUCCAAGCUCGCCAAGGCACGCAAGUUGGAGCCCGCCCUUCGUCUGUUCGAUGAAAUGCAGCGCUUGUUCAAGUUGACGCCCAAUGCUAUCACUUAUGGUGCCGUGAUUUCUGCUUGUGUCCGCGCUGGUUCUGAAGCCCAUGCCGUCCGCCUGUUUGACGAAAUGCUCAAGUUGCAGCGCCAGGAGCCCCGCAUCGGUCCAUUCAACAACAUGAUCCAGUUCUAUGUCCGUCAGCAGCCCAACCGCGAGCGCGCCCUCGCCUAUUUCGAAGAGAUGCGUCGUCGCCAGAUCUCUCCUUCGGCCCAUACCUACAAGUUGUUGAUGGAAGCUUACUGCAUGAUGGCACCCUAUGACAUGGAAACGGCCCACCGGCUGCUCAAGGAUAUGCAAGAAAAGGACAACAUGCGCCCACAGCCGACACACUAUGCCACUUUGAUCUAUGCCUAUGGUACUAUCCAGAACAACGUUGAGGCUGCCCAAAAGGUGUUUGAUCAAGUCGCCGCCAUGGUCGUCAAGAAACAAGCUCAUCAUCGCCGCGCUAAUAUCACAGGUGAUGAAGAAGUUGUCUACCAGGCCAUGUUGGAUACCUUGAUUCGCAACAACCAGCUCGACCGCGCCGAAACGGUCUAUGAGCAAAUGUGUCGUCAAAUCAGCAAGAGUAGCUCCCCUUACAUUGAGAACUUGCUGUUGCGUGGCUAUGGACAAAAGGGCAUGGUGAACAAGGCUGAGGCGCUAUUUGAACGCAUGUCUGACGACAAGGCCAGCCCCGCAGGCGUGGUGGUCCGUGAACCUAGUACCUAUGAAGCCAUGGUCCGUGCCUAUGUCGACAACAGCAUGGUUGGCAAGGCCAAGUCUAUCCUGGAUCGCAUGGUUCGUCGGCAGUUCCCUGAAAAAGUCGUUGCAUCGGUUGCCUCGUUGAUUUUCGAUUAA
Zychaea mexicana is the source of this 3144-nucleotide messenger RNA. RefSeq lists its product as uncharacterized. The record is from RefSeq and is a predicted model, not a curated record. The transcript is spliced from 2 exons. The coding region runs from base 1 to 3144 and encodes 1047 amino acids. Lineage: Eukaryota; Fungi; Mucoromycota; Mucoromycetes; Mucorales; Lichtheimiaceae. Gene Ontology annotation, molecular function: protein binding.